AUGAAUAAUGCUAACGGUUUAGGUGUUGAUGUACAUACAAUAGGUUCACUUGGAUUAUUGAAUAAAAGUAUUAUAUUUAGAGAAUUAUGUGAUUGUUUUGAUCAAUUUAAAAUUAUGGAUGUACAUAUAUGUGGUGAUGUUGCUAAAGGAGUAUCCACUAAAAUUGAUUUUAAUGCCGUUUUUAAUAAGGAAUAUGCUUAUAGAGUUAGUACUGAUUCUGGUACGAGUUUUACUGCUGUUAGUUAUGAUCAAUUAAUUACAAAGAUUACUGCUGGUGAUUUGACUGAAGCUGAUAAGUCUAAUGAUUUGUUGACUUAUUUGAAUACAAAUUAUGCUAUUGGUAAGAAAAUUGUUAAACCUAGUGGUGAAAAUGGUCCUAUUGCUACUCAAGAAGUAACAUUUCCAUGUAUUUAUGGAAUGGCUGCUAAAAGAACUAUUCCAAGUGGAUUUUAUCAAAAUAAUACUGAUAAUAAUGCUGUAUAUUCUGAACCUAGUUAUGAAGAGUUCGCUUCUUAUUCUUCUUAUAUUUAUCAAUCUAAAAUGCCAGGUGCACCAAUGCAUUUAUCAUUAGAUAUUCAAGGUGUUAGUAGUAGUGAAAAAAUGAUGACAAUUCCUACUAUUUUGAGUGGUAAGUUAUAUGAAUUUAAACCAGAGAUACAAAAUGGACGUUUUAUACCUACUAUUUUAUAUGGUGCUAGAGCUAGUAUACCAGGAGUUAAAAAUAAUACCGAAAGUGAUAAAUCUGAUACUAGAUUGUUAAGUGUAUUACAAUAUUUUGAUGAUAGUCAAUUAGAAUGGAAUUCUAGUUCUAGUGUAAAAUAUACUGAUGUUAGUACAUUACAAAAAGGUGCUGCUCCUACUGAACAGGCACCUAAUGCGUUAUAUGCUAUUCUUAAAGCUACUACUAGAAUUGAAAUAACUUCAUAUCGUGGUACUGUUUUGCCUUUUAUUGAUAAUGCUAAAUGGACUGCUUAUUUAAAUGACAUUGUUGCUAAUGCUACCUUGAAUAUCGAUGAUAGUUAUCUUCUUAAGGUAAUGGGAUAUAUUACUGUUCGUUUUAAGCAAUUACGAACAACUAGGAAUGAAAUAGUUGAAACGUAUUCAUUCUUAAGAUGGAGUAUUAGUGAUGGUACUACUAAUUAUAAUGAACAGAUUCCUCUUACUGGUAAAGGUCAUUAUACUACUCAAAACGGUUCUUUUGAUAUAUUCAUACGUUCAAAAGAUAGUACCUGGACUGCUGUACUCGGUACUAGUAGUAUAAGUUCUAAUAAAUAUUUAUAUGCUAUUGCAUUUGGUAAUGUUAAUAAUGCAAUUCGUGUAUAUUCGAUGGCCGCAGUUGAUAAAAAUCACGCUUUUGAUGCUAAUAGUUUUAUUAAUGAAGUUGGUUCUAAUAACGUUAAUAAUUAUAGUGUUAUUGUUGGAGUUAAUCUUAAUAGUGAUAAACUUACUGGUACAGCUAAGUUUGCUUAUAAUGUUGGAGCUCUUAAUAUUGGUAGGACAAAUUCUGAUGAGUAUUAUGCUGCUAGUUAUGUUUCGGCUAAUUCUGCUUCUACUACUUAUAUUACUAAAAUUGAUUCAGUAUCUGGUAAGACGAUUCCUUUAUUAACUGGUAAUUAA
Messenger RNA from Entamoeba dispar SAW760, 1617 nucleotides. RefSeq lists its product as uncharacterized. The record is from RefSeq and is a predicted model, not a curated record. The transcript has a single exon. NCBI's taxonomy places the organism in Eukaryota, Evosea, Mastigamoebida, Endamoebidae. Bases 1 to 1617 code for a protein of 538 amino acids.